Molecule: messenger RNA, 3134 nt
Organism: Entelurus aequoreus (snake pipefish)
Lineage: Eukaryota; Metazoa; Chordata; Actinopteri; Syngnathiformes; Syngnathidae
Gene: tbx3a
Product: T-box transcription factor 3a
Exons: 7
Coding region: 513-2711 (732 amino acids)
Biological process (GO): cell fate specification; cardiac chamber development; positive regulation of cell population proliferation
Cellular component (GO): nucleus
Molecular function (GO): DNA-binding transcription factor activity, RNA polymerase II-specific; RNA polymerase II cis-regulatory region sequence-specific DNA binding
Source: RefSeq, a predicted model, not a curated record
GAAAAUCACGGAGCUGGGACCUUACCACACUCUCUCUCUCUCUCUCUCUCUCUCUUUCUCCGACUUCUUUCUCCGCGUGCGUCCUUCCCAGAAAUGCGCGUAAAGGCGAGAGGGCGCCUGGAGUGUGCGUAAAAAAAGAAAAAAAAGAAAAAAAAAAAACCGACACGGAAGGGUUGGGAUUACAGGAGGGGAAUAUUUCAACACAAGACGCCGAUUGAGGACGUUGUUUUUUUUUUUUUUUUUGGUUGAUUUUUUUUGUUGUCAUUUUGUGCCCGGGAAUGGCGACGCUCUGACCGGGGAAGAAUAAUGCACGGCGACGCGCCCGAGUUGGUUUGAUUCCACUCACCGCGCGUCCGUGUCGAAAACAAAAAGUCCACGGCGGAGAACAUCCUCAUCUUCAUCAUCCCUGCGAGUUUGAAGGACUUCUUCAACAUUUCCCCCCCCCCUCCUCCCUCCUUCUUUUUUGAUUCCAAACUCUCCUUUAAGUGCGCACUUGGUUGCGAAGCACUUGGAUGAACUUCCUGAUGAGAGAUCCAGUCAUCCAGGGCUCGAGUAUGGCGUAUCAUCCGUUUAUACCUCACCGGGGUCCGGACUUUGCCAUGAGCGCCAUGCUGGGCCACCAGCCUCCCUUCUUCCCCGCGCUGGCGCUGCCUCCCAGCGGCUCGCUCUCGCUGGGCAAGCCGAUCAUGGAGCAGCUGAUGGGGGGAGCGGCGGACGCCGGGCUGCACUUCUCCUCGCUGGGCCACCAGGCAGCCGCAGCCGCCGCCGCCGCCGCAGCGCACCUCCGGCCUCUGAAGAGCCUGGAGCCCGAGGAGGAAGUGGAGGACGACCCCAAAGUCCACUUGGAAGCCAAGGAGCUGUGGGAGCUCUUCCACAAGCGGGGCACCGAAAUGGUGAUCACCAAAUCUGGAAGGCGGAUGUUCCCCCCUUUCAAGGUGAGGUGCACCGGCCUGGACAAGAAGGCCAAGUACAUCCUCCUGAUGGACAUCGUGGCGGCGGACGACUGCAGGUACAAGUUCCACAACUCCCGCUGGAUGGUGGCGGGCAAGGCCGACCCGGAGAUGCCCAAGAGGAUGUACAUCCACCCGGACAGCCCCGCCACCGGCGAGCAGUGGAUGUCCAAAGUGGUCAACUUCCACAAGCUCAAGCUGACCAACAACAUCUCCGACAAGCAUGGAUUUGUAAGUUCUACUAAUACCAUAUUGAACUCCAUGCACAAAUAUCAGCCUCGCUUUCACAUCGUGAGGGCGAACGACAUCCUCAAGCUGCCCUACAGCACCUUCAGGACGUACGUCUUCCCGGAGACGGACUUCAUCGCGGUGACUGCUUAUCAGAACGACAAAAUAACUCAACUUAAAAUUGACCAUAACCCUUUUGCCAAAGGCUUCCGUGACACAGGCAAUGGUCGACGGGAAAAAAGGAAACAAUUGGCCCUGCAGUCCAUUCGCUCCUAUGAGGAGCAGCAGAAGAAGGAGAACGGAGCUUCGGACGACUCCUCAGGAGAGCAGGCCCCCUUCAAAUGCUUCGGGCAGGCCUCCUCCCCUGCAGUGUCGACCGUGGGGCCCCCACACCUGAAAGACUUCUGCGACAGCGACGAGGACAGUGACGACGAGAGCAAAGAUGGCCACGUCAAAGACGGCGCGGACUCCAGCAAGAUCUCCACCACGACGGAGGACGGCAAAGAUCACGAGUCCAGCCCGGCGAAGAGCCACCUGUUCGGGGGAGGAGGAGUUGGAGGAGGAGGGGGCGGCGGCGGCGGCGGCGGAGACCCCAGCGGGCGAAUCCGUGACGGCAGCCCGAGGACAGAGCGAGGCCGCUCGGACUCCCGACAAAGCCCCGUCACCGUCAUCUCCAGCACGACUCGCUCCGGGGAGGACGUGAAGAGCCCGAGUUUGGAGCCGGCCAAGGAGGACGAUUGCCGGCCACUGGGCAAGGACUCGUUCGUGCCUCUGAGCGUGCAGACGGAGGGCGCCCACAUGGGCCACAGCCACCUGCCCAACUUCGGAUUUCCCAGCGGGUUGACGGGACAGCAGUUUUUCAACCACUUAGGCGGCGCGCACCCGUUCCUCCUCCACCCGGGCCAGUUCAACAUGGGGGGCGCCUUCUCAAACAUGGCCGCGGGGAUGGGGCCUCUGCUGGCGGCCGUGUCCACGGGAGGGGUGAGCACCAUGGACACCAGCAGCAUGGCGUCCUCGGCUGGAGCUUCGGGCCUGCCCUUCCAUCUGCAGCAACACGUCCUGGCCUCGCAGGGCCUGGCCAUGUCCCCCUUCGGAAGUCUCUUCCCCUAUCCCUACACGUAUAUGGCGGCGGCAGCGGCGGCGUCAUCCGCCGCAGCCGCAGCAGCCGCCGCCUCCUCGUCAUCGACCUCGUCUGUGCACCGGCACCCCUUCCUGAACGCGGUGCGCCCCCGACUCAGGUACAACCCCUACUCCCUGCCCAUGACGGUACCGGACAGCACCCUGCUCACCACCGCCGCCAUGCCCCCCCUGGCAGGGGCUGACCUAAAGGGGGACGCCCUGAUCCCGUCCAGCCCCGUGUCGGCAGGCGGUGUCACGCUGGACUCCACGUCGGAGGUGACGAGUCGCACGAGUCGCUCGGUGUCGCCCAAAACUUGCACGGAGAAAGAGGGCGCCAGCGAGCUGCAGAGCAUUCAACGCCUGGUCAGCGGACUGGACUCGCACCAGGACAGGUCAAGAAGCGGCUCGCCUUAAGGGGGACGCCUGCACCCCCCGCCCCUCAACACCCCUUUUUCCCCUCAACUACACUUUUUAUUUACCAUUUUCAUUUUCGACGCAUCCCAAAUGUUGGAAAUGAUGAACAGGAGAUGAAUGCAGAUUUUUGAAAGGAAAAAGAACUGUUUUAGUUUCUGAAAUGCACUUUGGUUUAAUACACAUCUGUAUUUUUUUUCUUUUCUUGUUAAAUUAAAAAAAAAACACUUAACCUGUCAUUUUGAAUACCGUACAAGUAUUGUAAGUGAAAAGUGGUCAUUGGGGGGUUGGGACAUUUUUUUUUUUUUUAAGUUGCUGCUGACUCCUAACUUCAUACUUACACACGAUAAAAGUGUUUUUUUUAAUGUACUUUCCCAAUAUGCACUCUGAAUUUACACAUUUCCACUAAACAUAACCUACCUUUAA